GAAGCCGUCUUUGUUCAUCAAAUUCAUCUUCUUCGCCGUCUUACUCUGGUGUAAACCAAAAUGAUGCGCUCCAUUGACGUCUACGUCAAAACCGUGGCCCCUCCCGUCCGUUCAAUCCUCUUCUCGAUCUUUACCUCUAAGCAGAAAUCGCCGUCGCUUUCGCUUCCAUUGCACUUGUCGUUGCGGUCCUUCUCUGUUGCUCCCUCUCGUUAUUUCUCCAAUGUUCUACCCAUCUCCAAUUCUCCGAUUUGGGGUUUUAGAGCAAUCCGAAACCACGGUUCUCUCUUCUCUGUGAGGGCUAUCUCUUCGUCCACGACAGCGUCUGUCGAUUUGGUUCAGCAGCAGAGCCCAACGCUAGUUGAUGAUGAGAAUCGUGGAAGCUUAGAGGAGGCAGCAAAGCCUUCUAUUCCUGUACGAGCUUAUUUCUUCUCCACUAGCGUUAAUUUGAGAAGCUUAAUUGAGCAGAACAAGCAGAACUUCAUCCCACCUACUUCGCGUACGGCUAACUGUGCUGUUCUCAAGUUCGGCAAUCAUUCUGACCCCACCGGUACUACUGCUGGAUGUAUAAGUUGGACUGAUUGUAUCUACAUGGUAGUAUAUCAGUAUGGAUCGAUUGUCUUAUUUAAUGUACGGGAACACGAGGUUGAUGAGUAUCUUAAAUUGGUGGAGAGGCAUGCUUACUGUUUGCUUCCUGAAAUGAAAAUAGAUGAAUAUGAGGUAAGAGAGGAUCUAAAUUUGGAAACAUGGAUGGAGCCAGGACCGGAUUUUAUAAUGUUGCAGUUCUUGAAUAGUGAUGGGAUCAGAACCAUAGGCAGUGUUCUGGGGCUGAGCAUUGCCCUGGAUCACUAUGACCGGCAGGUUGAUGGUAUACUAGCAGAAUUUACUAACAUAAACAGUCGGUUGGAGGGAACAGGAACGUUUACGAUGGAUAAGAGAAAGCUGUUCCAGUUGGUUGGAAAGGCUAAUUCUAAUCUAGCUGAUGUGAUUCUGAAGCUUCGUCUUUUUGAGAGGUUAGAUAUAGCUUGGAAGGAUGCGAAAUAUGAUCAGAUAUGGGAGUUUCUGAGAGCUGAAUUUGAACUGACAAGGAGAUUUGCAAGCCUUGAUUAUAAGCUGAAGAUUGUAGAGCACAACGUUAGUCUCCUUCUAGGAAUACUUCAGAACAGGAAAUCAAAUUUUCUGGAGUGGCUAAUCGUUAUACUGAUUUGUACGGAGAUCGUGAUUACUGUGUAUAACUUGGCCCGGACGUCCUUGUGAGCGGCCAUCCUCUGCCGUGUCGAAAGCAUAUUCAUAUUCUUUAUUAUGGUUACAAGUUGCAACUCUUCUUCACGAUGUAAAGUGAUAAUGUAGCUCAUUAAUAUAAACUUUGAGAAUGAGUUUAGGAGUUAGAAUUAAGUUUGUUACAGACCA
This is a messenger RNA of Capsella rubella, 1407 nucleotides long. RefSeq lists its product as uncharacterized. Lineage: Eukaryota; Viridiplantae; Streptophyta; Magnoliopsida; Brassicales; Brassicaceae. The record is from RefSeq and is a predicted model, not a curated record. Bases 61 to 1254 code for a protein of 397 amino acids. The transcript has 7 exons.